Cladophialophora yegresii CBS 114405 is the source of this 1275-nucleotide messenger RNA. RefSeq names its product branched-chain amino acid aminotransferase. Gene Ontology annotation, biological process: L-leucine biosynthetic process; L-valine biosynthetic process. Bases 1 to 1275 code for a protein of 424 amino acids. The transcript is spliced from 2 exons. Lineage: Eukaryota; Fungi; Ascomycota; Eurotiomycetes; Chaetothyriales; Herpotrichiellaceae. Gene Ontology annotation, cellular component: mitochondrion. Gene Ontology annotation, molecular function: branched-chain-amino-acid:2-oxoglutarate transaminase activity. The record is from RefSeq and is a predicted model, not a curated record.
AUGUCGCUUCCCCGGCUAUUGCGCAGCCCUUGCGCACGCGCACUCACCUCGUCCCCCUUCAAGCACAACUCGCUGCGGCUCCCGCCCUCGUCUAGAUUCUUUUCGUCGUCGAGACGACGGCUAGAGUCGCUACGCGUGGAGGAUGACCUGUCCUCGAAACUGCCGGGCAUCGACCCUGUAAAACUCGACGUCACCAAGACCAUUACUCCCAAAGCACUGGUGCCGAACCAGGACCUUGUGUUUGGGAGGACUUUUACAGACCACAUGCUGUCCAUCGAAUGGACGGCUUCUCAAGGAUGGUUACCACCCCGGAUAACGCCGUACCAAAACCUCUCGCUCGACCCGGCGACCUGCGUGUUCCACUACGCCUUCGAAUGCUUCGAGGGCAUGAAAGCGUACAAGUGUGAAAAGGACAACUCGCUGCGGCUGUUCCGGCCAGAUAAGAACAUGCAGCGGAUGAAUAAAUCAGCCGCGCGCAUUGCGUUGCCGACAUUUAAUGGCGACAAGCUGGUGGAGUUAAUCGGCACGCUCUGCAAGCUGGACGAGCGGUUCAUUUCCUCCGAGAAGGGCUAUUCACUAUACCUGCGGCCUACGCUGAUCGGGACCCAACGGACACUGGGUGUCGGGCCCCCGGGCUCUGCACUGCUCUACGUGAUCGCCUCGCCCGUCGGACCAUACUACCCGACGGGCUUCAAGGCCAUCUCGCUGGAAGCGACGGACUACGCUGUGCGUGCUUGGCCCGGCGGCGUCGGCGACAAGAAGCUCGGCGCAAACUACGCGCCCUGCAUCGUCCCCCAGCUCAAGGCCGCGAAGAAGGGGCUACACCAAAACCUGUGGCUGUUCGGACCGGAAGAGUACAUCACCGAGGUCGGCACGAUGAACCUCUUUGUCUGCAUCAGGAACAAAGAGACGGGACAGAAGGAACUACUGACGGCACCCCUUGACGGGACGAUCCUGGAAGGCGUGACGCGUGACUCGGUGCUCGCGCUGGCUCGAGAGCGGCUAGAACCCGAAGGAUGGAACGUGGCGGAACGCUAUGUGAAGAUGCAGGAAUUGGCUGACGCCGAGAGCGAGGGACGAUUGAUUGAGGUGUUUGGCGCGGGCACCGCAGCCAUCGUGGCACCCGUACGCAAGAUUGUCUGGAGAGAUCGUACACUGGAUUGCGGGCUGAAACCCACCGAAGAGGCUGGGGAGAUAGCCAGCAGGAUGAAAGGCUGGAUCGAGGGCAUCCAGUACGGUGAUGAGGAUCAUCCGUGGAGUGUGAAGAUUCAGUAG